ACAAGUGUAAUUUUGUGAAACAAGAACAUGCGAGUUCUGAAAGAACUAGGUUAGAAGAUGGAACAAGAACAUGGAAGCUUUGAAAGGUUCUUAACAUGGACAUCACACCUUGGAAUAUCAGAUUCACCAACAACAAACACCGACCAAUCUCAGCACUCUCUUUCCUCUCUUGGUCAUUCUCUCUGCGUUUCUACCUUUCCUCACUCUGGCGGUAGAGGUUUGGGUGCUGUGAGAGAUCUUAAGAGGGGAGAAAUUAUUCUAAGAGUUCCAAAAUCUGCUUUGAUGACUAGUGAGAGUGUUAUUAUGGAAGAUAAGAAGCUAUGUCUUGCUGUCAAUAGACACUCUUCUCUCUCCUCUGUUCAGAUAUUGACUGUUUGCCUGUUAUACGAAGUUGGUAAAGGAAAGACUUCAAGGUGGCAUCCUUACCUCGUUCAUUUGCCACAAAGUUACGACUUGCUAGCCAUGUUUGGUGAAUUUGAGAAACAAGCUCUGCAAGUGGAUGAAGCUAUGUGGGUCACAGAAAAAGCUGUACAAAAAGCGAAAUCAGAAUGGAAAGAAGCUCAUGCCUUGAUGGAAGAUCUCAUGUUUAAGCCUCAGCUUUUAACAUUUAAGGCUUGGGUUUGGGCGGCUGCAACGAUAUCUUCCCGCACAUUGCAUAUACCAUGGGAUGAAGCUGGUUGUUUAUGCCCUGUUGGUGAUUUGUUUAAUUAUGAUGCACCUGGAGAGGAGCUAUCUGGUGUUGAGGACGUAGAUCAUUUUCUAUCAAAUGGAGACAUGAAUGUAGUGAUAGACGAAGGGCAGAUUGAUUUUAAUUCUCAGAGACUAACUGAUGGUGGGUUUGAAGAAGAUGCUAAUGCAUAUUGCUUUUAUGCUAGGACAAAUUACAAGAAAGGAGACCAGGUUCUAUUAUGCUAUGGAACAUACACAAAUUUGGAGCUUCUAGAACACUAUGGAUUUCUCUUGCAAGAAAAUCCAAAUGACAAAAUUUUCAUCCCUUUGGAACCUGCCAUGUACACUUCUACUUCAUGGUCUAAGGAAUCACUCUAUAUCCAUCCCAACGGAAAACCUUCGUUUGCGCUACUAGCUGCGUUACGAUUGUGGGCAACCCCUCAUAAUAAAAGGAGGUCUAUCGGACAUCUUGCAUAUUCUGGUUCUCAACUGUCUGCCGACAAUGAAAUUAUCGUUAUGAAAUGGUUGUCAAAAACCUGCGACGCUGUCUUAAAGAAUAUGCCAACAUCUAUUGAAGACGAUACCUUACUCCUGAAUGCAUUGGAUUGUAGUCAAGACUUUAUAACUUUCAUGAAGAUUGUUAAACUUAUGUCAUCCAGGGAUGAAGUUUAUACCUUCUUAGAAGCUCAUAAUAUAACAGACGCACUUAGUUUUUGUGAUACGAUUUCAUCUAAAAAAACGAGAAGGUCUAUGGAUAGGUGGAAAUUAGCUGUCUUAUGGAGGCUCAGGUAUAAGAGAGUCCUUGUUGAUUGUAUCUCUUAUUGCAAUGGAAUACUGGAUUCUUUCAUGAAAUGAUGUUAUGAUUAAUUGGUUGUAAUGCAAAUAAGGUUUUUCCUUAUUUUUGUGAGGGAUAUGAUUUACUAGAGAGUGAAAUAGGAAAGUCAACCUUGUACAACAGUAAUUUGAGCUUUUGCUGAUGUCUGAAUAGUUUUAGUUCAAAAAUUCAUUGAUGUCAAUGCAGUGUUUAGAUUUUAGAUGAUGGGAAUGCAAAUUUUGUAGCACUAUUUUAACAUUCA
Medicago truncatula (barrel medic) is the source of this 1745-nucleotide messenger RNA. RefSeq names its product protein SET DOMAIN GROUP 40. Gene Ontology annotation, biological process: peptidyl-lysine monomethylation. Gene Ontology annotation, molecular function: protein binding; protein-lysine N-methyltransferase activity. The record is from RefSeq and is a predicted model, not a curated record. The transcript is spliced from 6 exons. Bases 58 to 1524 code for a protein of 488 amino acids. Lineage: Eukaryota; Viridiplantae; Streptophyta; Magnoliopsida; Fabales; Fabaceae.